AUGAGGCAUCCACUGGUUCACCCUCUGAAACAAAUGAACAUUUUUAUCAUAGAAAGCUUCAUGAUCCUGUUUGUGAGCUGUGUAACUGUAAGAGUGAACCUUUGUUCUCCAAAUAUGCCUUCAUUAAACACACUUCCAGUUGAUGGUCAUUUCAACUUUCACGAAGUUCAGCAUGCAGCCCGAGAUUUUGGCAAUAGGUACCAGUUCCUCCCUAUGGCAGUAUUACAUCCAAAAAGUGUCUCGGACAUAGCCACUUUAAUCAAGCAUAUUUGGGAUAUUGGUCCUCGUUCAGAGCUCACAGUUGCUGCUAGAGGCCAUGGUCACUCACUCCAUGGCCAGUCACAAGCCCACAGAGGAGUCGUCGUCAAUAUGGAAUCACUUAAGCGGCCCGACAUCCAUGUUUACACAGGAAAUUUUCCAUACGCAGAUGUCUCUGGUGGUGAGUUGUGGAUAAAUAUCCUGCAUGAAAGCUUGAGAUAUGGGUUAGCACCAAAAUCAUGGACAGACUACCUACAUCUAACUGUUGGAGGUACCCUGUCUAAUGCUGGGAUCAGUGGGCAGGCAUUCCGACAUGGCCCCCAGAUCAGCAAUGUCCGCCAGCUGGAAGUUGUUACAGGAAAAGGGGAGAUUGUAACAUGUUCAGAGAAGCAGAACGAUGACCUAUUUCACGGUGUUCUUGGAGGACUCGGUCAGUUUGGCAUUAUAACUCGCGCAAGAAUAUUGUUGGAAGCAGCACCUGCAAGGGUAAAAUGGAUUAGAGUGCUGUAUUCAGAUUUCACAGCAUUUACCAGAGAUCAGGAGUAUCUAAUAUCUGGUGAAAAUACAUUUAAUUACGUUGAAGGAUUUGUGAUAAUAAACAGGACUCGUUUGCUAAACAACUGGAGAUCAUCUUUCAGUCCAAAAGACCCAGUUCAGGCUAGCCAGUUCAAGUCAGAUGGAAGAACUCUAUACUGCCUAGAAUUGGCCAAAUACUUCAACCUGGACAAGACUGACAUAAUAAAUCAGGAAGUUGACAAGUUACUGUCAAAAUUGAGCUAUAUCCCUUCCACACUAUUUGUGUCAGAAGUUACAUACACAGAUUUCUUGGACAGAGUACAUGUAUCUGAGAUGAAACUACGCUCAAAAGAUCUGUGGGACAUUCCACACCCAUGGCUCAAUCUUCUUAUACCAAAAAGCAAAAUUCAUACUUUUGCUCAAGGAGUGUUUGGCAAUAUCCUUGCAGAAACAAGCAACGGCCCUAUCCUCAUCUAUCCAGUUAACAGAUCAAAGUGGGACAACAGAACUUCCGUGGUUAUACCGGAGGAACAUACUUUUUACUUGGUGGCAUUCCUUACCUCUGCAGUUCCCUCUUCGACUGGAACUGAUGGUUUAGAACACAUCUUAAUUCGGAACAAAAGAAUUCUAGAAUUCUGUGAAACAGCCAAUCUUGGGGUCAAGCAGUAUCUACCGCAUUACACCAAACAAGAAGAAUGGCAGGCCCACUUUGGCCCACACUGGGAAAAAUUUGUGCAAAGAAAAUCUACUUAUGACCCCUUGGCAAUACUUGCUCCAGGACAAAGAAUAUUUCAAAAGGCAAUAUCCUUCUCAUAACAGUCGCCAUCUAUUAUUAAAUAAGAGGCCCUUAAGGCAUGUGGGAAAAUGUGUUAACC
Molecule: messenger RNA, 1649 nt
Organism: Fragaria vesca subsp. vesca
Lineage: Eukaryota; Viridiplantae; Streptophyta; Magnoliopsida; Rosales; Rosaceae
Product: cytokinin dehydrogenase 6-like
Exons: 5
Coding region: 1-1590 (529 amino acids)
Biological process (GO): cytokinin metabolic process
Molecular function (GO): FAD binding; cytokinin dehydrogenase activity
Source: RefSeq, a predicted model, not a curated record